Messenger RNA from Penaeus monodon (black tiger shrimp), 1711 nucleotides. It is a transcript of the gene BORCS5, whose product is annotated as BLOC-1-related complex subunit 5-like. The record is from RefSeq and is a predicted model, not a curated record. The transcript has 4 exons. Gene Ontology annotation, cellular component: cytoplasmic side of lysosomal membrane; synaptic vesicle membrane; BORC complex. The coding region runs from base 37 to 735 and encodes 232 amino acids. Gene Ontology annotation, biological process: lysosome localization; organelle transport along microtubule; positive regulation of anterograde synaptic vesicle transport. Lineage: Eukaryota; Metazoa; Arthropoda; Malacostraca; Decapoda; Penaeidae.
UGAGCGUCCCUCUUCCCUUCUUCCAGUUAGCGCAAGAUGGGCGGCGAGCAGAGUCGGGACGCGGGCGGCGGGGUGGGCGUGGGCGGAGGAGGUGUCGAGGGCGUGGAUAGGCGCGGGUCGGAUCCCAAUAGGCCUACCUCGACCUCUCCUCGGCCGUCGAUCUGCUCCGAUUCGGAUCUUCCCUAUAUUCCUUAUACGGUCAAUAGGCCUAUAGGAGAGCCGCUCCGCCGCCGGCAGCAGCAGCACCUGCAGCGCCCUCAGGAGGUGGUGGUCGUGAGGGAGGCUUCGGCGAACACCCAGGGCUUGGAUCCGGAACUGGCGCGGCUGCAGUCGAUCCCCACCUUCCUGCCCAUCAUGCGCGGGGCCCUGACAGCGCCUUCUGCACGAGAUCCCGAGGUCCUGGAGCGCCUGGACUCGGCCGCGCUGGUGGCCCUGUGCCGUCGCUACCAGGCACACCUCCACGCCACCGCCUCCGCCACCAGCCAGCACCAGGACCUCCUCUCCAGCAAGAUUAGGGAGGUGGACUCCACGAUUAGCGGGUUGGUGACGCAAGUGACGGAGCGACAGCGUAACUUCGCCCGUUACGCAGACAAGCUGAACCAAGUGAACGAGAUUAGCCACGCCCUCUCCCGUUGCCACGCCUCCCUCAACCUCAUUCUCGAGAGCCUGGAGACGCUGAACAAUUCUCUGCCGAUCCAGGACCGUCUCGAGCCCUUCGUGUGGACCACAGGCUAAAGGAGAAAGGUGGAGGGCGUGCGAGGGUGUGUGGGUAUGUUUGUAGGUGGGUGAGGCGUGUGUGUGUGUGUGAGUGGGUGGGUGUUUGUUUGUGUGUGGGUGAGUGGGCGUAUGAGGGGCGUGUUUAUGUGUCUGUGACUGUGUGUGACUUUGUGCUUGUGCGAAAGGGUGUAUGAACAGAAGUACGAAUAUUGUAACUUGUACGCAAUAGGUACGGAAUGAAGACGUGACGUUUCGAACACGUCAGGAGUUCCUCGUUAGUGAAAAUCGAAAUGGCUUUGACUAUAUUUGAUUAGGAACUCUUGUCAGGUUGGAAUUGUGUGUUUACUCCGGUCCUGUUGUGGAAAGAUGUAAUUUUAUGAAUGAGUGUAUGUUUUGCUUAUGUUCGUGUACUUUUGCGAGUACGUUUUUUCUUUCUUUCUUUCUUUCUUUCUUUCUUUUUUGUGACUUUGAGCUUGUGUGAAUGUGUGUAUGUCUGACUAUGGAUGUGUAUUUUUAUAUGUGCGUGCGCAUGUGUGAAUGUUCAUUUACCCACGAUAAGGUGCGUAUGUGAAUGAAUUAAUAUUUUUGACUAUGAUUGUAUACUUAUGUGAUUGUGCGAUACUUGGGUAUGUAAUAUGAUUGUAUUUCGGCGAGUGUGUGUAUUUUUAAGUCUCCAUGUCUUCGUGUCUCUCAAAGUGUAUUUGCGUGACUCAGUGUUAUGUCUACUUGCCCUUGUGUCGUCAAGUCGUUUAUUUAUUGCCAAGCCGAAGAUGUUAUGUAAUUGUUCAGAAGGCUAGUGCAUGAGUCACAAUCUUACAAUACUGAACAGCAAGAUGGUAUUCAUGAUUUUAUUUUAUUUUUGUUCAUUAGAUGCAGACGCAUCAUAAUCUUUCAUUCCACAAAUGUCCAUUUUUUUUUCUUCUCCACACAAUUGUAAAAAAUGUAAAUCUCUAUUGGAAGUGGAUACUGAUGAAAUAAAAGCUGUUACGGCAUU